GGUUUUAGGUAGAAGGAGUGACGGGGGGGACCUGACGUUCCGUCUCGUGAGUCGCCGGCGGUCUCUUAAGCCGGAGAUCAUCCUUUGCUUGAUGCGGUUAGACAUCCCUCAAGCCGCUUAGAAUUUAUCAUCACUUAGUGCUCCCCGGGCAGGGAUCACAUUAACCUGAGCGGCGGCGGCGGGGAGUCAGCGCCGGAGCCAAUUAAAUGGCGGUCUUUGGCCGUGUCAGACACUUUCCAUGGAGCAGACACUCAGCAUCGCCAUGCCAUACUUCACCGCCAACGGCCCACGGGGCCCCCAGUGAACUUGGCAGGAAGGGCAACCUAGGGGCCCACAAUCUAUACGACCAUGCGCAGGAUCCUCAGAGGGCGGUGGGAGCGGUGUCGAGGUUCCGCCGUAGGUUGGCAGUUACCGACUCGGAAGUGGCCUUACCGGUUCUCAACCUCGGCCAAAGUAUGCAGGGCGUGGGACCGGCCUGUAUUUUCCUACGAAAGGGCAUUGCCGAAAAGCAAGGGUACCGGGAGCUGGGGACCGAUGAGAUUGAAGAGCUCCGUGAUGCCUUCGUGGAGUUUGACAAGGACAAGGAUGGGUUUAUAACCUGCAAGGAUUUGGGGAACCUAAUGCGGAUCAUGGGAUACAUGCCCACGGAGAUGGAACUCAUCGAGUUGUCUCAGCAGAUCAACAUGAACCUUGGGGGUCGAGUGGACUUCCAGGAUUUUGUUGACCUGAUGACCCCGAAGCUGUUGGAAGAGACGGCCGGAAUGAUCGGAGUGAAGGAACUGAGGGAUGCUUUUAAGGAGUUCGAUGCCAACGGAGAUGGGGAGAUAACGUUGGAUGAGCUUCAGCAAGCCAUGCAAAGGCUUCUCGGAGAAAAGUUAACGAACAGCGAGAUUGCCGAUGUGGUGAGGGAGGCAGAUUUAAAUGGUGACGGGACAGUGGAUUUUGAAGAGUUUGUCCGGAUGAUGUCCCGCUGACCUCUCCAAGUCCUCCUUGGUGAAACGAGAGGAGGUCCUGUCUGCUUUCCACCCACGAGACCACCCUAUCGUCUCCUUUCAGACCACAUCAAGCCCUCUGAAGGACCAGCACUAACUAGAACCCUGAGGUGUUACAUAUAUAAUCCCAACAUCAGCCGGGCUCUCCUCCCUCAUAUAGAAU
This is a messenger RNA of Spea bombifrons (plains spadefoot toad), 1155 nucleotides long. RefSeq names its product calcium-binding protein 5-like. The transcript is spliced from 8 exons. NCBI's taxonomy places the organism in Eukaryota, Metazoa, Chordata, Amphibia, Anura, Pelobatidae. The record is from RefSeq and is a predicted model, not a curated record. The coding region runs from base 207 to 974 and encodes 255 amino acids. Gene Ontology annotation, molecular function: calcium ion binding.